AUGAACACGAGUGAUUUGUCAAGGUGGAUGUGGGAAGAGGAUAAGCAUUUCGAGGAAUGCAUUCUGGAUUAUGUUGUUCGAUGGAAGGAAAUCGUUGCUCGUUUGGGGACAAAAUCUGCGGCUGAGGUUGAACACCACUACGCCUUGCUGUUGAAGGACAUGGAGGCUAUGGAAGCCGGGGAUAUGGAGCCCCCGGCCUACCUGGAAUGUUCCAAAUCCGUGAAAAGGAAAAUGAGUAAAGCUAGACCUUGGACUGAAAAUGAGCACAGGUGGACGUGGGAAGAGGACAAGCUAUUCGAGGAUUGCAUUCUGGAUUCUGUUGGUCGAUGGGAGGAAAUCGCUGCUCGUUUGGGGACAAAAUCCGCAGCUGAGGUUGAACGCCACUACGCCCUGUUCUUGAAGGACUUGGAGGCGAUGGAAGCCGGGGAGAUUGAGCCCCCGGCCUACCUUGAAUGCUCCAAAUCCGUGAAAAGGAAAAUGAGAAAAGCUAGACCUUGGACUGAAGAUGAGCACAGGUGA
Messenger RNA from Salvia hispanica, 519 nucleotides. Lineage: Eukaryota; Viridiplantae; Streptophyta; Magnoliopsida; Lamiales; Lamiaceae. The record is from RefSeq and is a predicted model, not a curated record.